CAGUGUGUGUGUGUGUGUGUGUGUGUGUGUGUGUGUGUGUGUGUGUGUGUGUGUGUGUGUGUGUGUGUGUGUGUGUGUGUGUGUGUGUGUGUGUGUGUGUUAGACAGAUGCAUUUCGCAAUCGGUCAUAUGAAGACGAUAAACUGCGUGAAGGCGGCUCAGAGGGGCUUAAAACAUCACAUGCACGUCCACAGAGGGGCCUGUGCGUGUGCGUGAGUGUGUGCGUGUGUGUGUGUGUGUGUGUGUGUGUGUGUGUGUGUGUCCGGAGAACCCUGGAUUUUACCUUCUCAGGACUGGAACAGUUGAAACAGGGUCCAUGGAGGAGCUGGAGCCGGAGGAGCAGUUCCUGCGAUUCGCCCGGAACGGAGAUCUGCCGGGGAUUCAGAGGCUCCUCAUGUCCACGAUAAAGGAGGAGACGCACAUCAACAUAAACUGCAGAGGAAAGAGAAAGUCUAAUCUCGGAUGGACACCUCUUCACUUGGCCUGUUACUUUGGACACAAAGAUGUGGUGGAGGAGUUACUGAAGGCAGGUGCAGAUGUUAACUUGCCCAAUAAUGUCGGAGAUACACCGCUGCACAAAGCUGCCUUCACAGGACGAAAGGAGGUUGUCAUGCUGCUGCUGCACUAUGAUGCAUGUGCUACUGUCAUCAAUGGGACAGCACAGAUACCCAAAGAUGUCACUCAAAACGCAGAGAUCAGAGGCAUGCUGGAAGCUGCCGAGAGAACGGAGGAGAGAAAACUGGAGGAGGAACUCCUGGAAGCUGCACGAGAAGGAGACCUUUCAACUUUAACUCAGCUGCUCAGCAGGAAGAAGACCCCAGACAUCAACUGCACAGAUCUGCUGGGAAACACUCCGCUGCACUCUGCGGCCUACCGAGGCCAGAAGCAGUGCGCCCUGAAGCUGCUCAAAAGCGGAGCCAGCCCCAACGUCGAGAACAAGAAAGGUCAGACAGCGUUCGACCUGGCUAGUGAUACAGCAAUGAAGGUGGUCCUUGAAGGCAACGCUCAUCGAGGUGUGACCCGCCAUGUCAAGAAAUACGAAGGACUCCUCUGGAAGAGCUCCAGAUUUUUUGGCUGGCGCUCCUACUGGGUCGUCCUCCAAGACGGGGUUUUAUCCUGGUACUCAAAACAAUCGGAUGCAGCAGACAAUGUGAGAAGACAAGGCUGCAAGUCGCUCACACGUGCUCAGUGUUUGCUCCGAGCCAAAGAGAGCUGCUUUUUUACCCUCAAGUGCUUCGAUGAUAGCAUGCAUCACUUCAAAGUAUCACCUAAAAACGACCCAGAGGCAACGGCAAAAGCGUGGCUGGACGCUCUGGGCGAGCACUCGGCUUACAGCACACACUACUGCUCCCAAGAGCAAGGCAGCGAGGAGGACGAGGACGAGGAGGAGGUGGAGUCUCUCGGGGAGCUAACGGACUCACUACAGGCGGCAGAGGCCAACCAGAAGAAACUGGAAAAGGAGGUGGAGGAUUUCCUGUCCAUGCUGAGAAAUGACGGGCUGGCAGAAAGUUUUCCAUCCGCCAUCACACAGAAAUUACAAGAAAUCAGUGAGUUGUCCAGCGAGACCAGUUCCAGCCUCGGUUUGUGUCUCGGCCUCCUCUCCAGACAGCAGGGGGUGCGCAGUCUGAAAUUGGAGCAGGAGGUGGAGAAGAACAAGAUCCUCUCCGAAGCGCUGCAGACUCUCGCCACAGAGCACCACGAACUUGAGCAAUCCGUCGUCAAGGGAUCGUCGCCGCGGAGCGCCCUCAGCGAGGAUGAGUUCCACGACGCCCUGUCUGAAUCUGACUCGGAGAUCUCCCUGAGCGGCUUUGAGACGGUGGCCAGCCAUUCCUGUGAGGAGGACGAGGAGGAGGACGAAGGCUCUGUCAUGUUAUUAAGCAGCCCUUGCAGCAGCCCCACCAGCAUGUUGCGGGAGGAUCACCAUGGCGACAAGGACGAGACUCAACCCAACGGGAUCACAAAGCAUAGGACCAGCUUACCUGCCCCAAUGUUCUCAAGGAAUGACUUCAGUAUUUGGAGUAUCCUGAGGAACUGCAUUGGAAUGGAACUCUCCAAGAUCACAAUGCCAGUGAUCUUCAACGAGCCGCUGAGCUUCUUGCAGCGUCUGACCGAGUACAUGGAGCACACGUACCUCAUCCACCAGGCCAACGCCUGCUCCGACUCUAUUGAGAGGAUGAAGUGUGUGGCUGCGUUCGCGGUUUCCGCUGUGGCCUCGCAGUGGGAGCGGACCGGUAAACCAUUCAACCCUCUGCUGGGAGAAACCUACGAGCUGGUCAGAGAUGAUCUGGGUUUCAGGCUCUUAUCAGAGCAGGUGAGCCAUCAUCCUCCGGUCAGCGCCUUCCACGCUGAGGGUCUGAAGCAGGACUUUGUGUUUCACGGAUCCAUCUACCCCAAACUCAAGUUCUGGGGCAAGAGUGUGGAGGCGGAGCCGAAAGGCAUCAUCACGCUGGAGCUGCCCAGGCACAAUGAAGCCUACACUUGGACAAAUCCCACAUGUUGUGUUCACAACAUCAUCGUGGGCCAGCUGUGGAUCGAGCAGUAUGGAACUGUGGAGGUGGUCAACCACAGAACUGGUGAAAAGUGCUGCCUGAAUUUCAAACCAUGUGGCCUUUUUGGCAAAGAGCUGCACAAGGUUGAAGGUUAUAUUCUGGAUAAAAGCAAAAAGAAGCUGUGUGCUCUCUACGGGAAGUGGACAGAGUGCCUGUAUGUUGUCGACCCGGCCGCCUUCGAGGCGCACAAGAAGAACGACAAGAAAGGCGCUGCAGAGAAAAAAAGCAGCAAAGCGGGUUGCAGCGGGGAUCAGGAGGAGGUUCCCUCUCCAGCUGCAGACACUGUGGAGAUGAUUCCUGGCAGCCAGCUGCUGUGGAGAAUCGCACCCAGACCGGCCAACUCUGCAGAGAUGUACAGCUUCACGUCGUUUGCAAUGCAACUGAACGAGCUGCGUAAAGAGAUGGAGGGAGCCAUCCCUCAGACGGACUGCAGGCUGAGGCCAGACAUACGAGCCAUGGAGAACGGAGACAUCGAUCUCGCCAGUGAGGAGAAGAAAAGGCUCGAGGAAAAACAGAGAGCUGCUCGCAAAAACCGCUCCAAAUCUGAUGAAGAGUGGAAAACGAGGAGUCCUGCCCUCGGCCCAAGGUGGUUUCAGCAGGGUCAGAACCCCCACACCAGCUCCCAGGACUGGCUCUUCUCUGGUGAAUACUGGGACCGGAAAUACAGCCAUCUGCCAGACAUUUACUAACGGACAUUUUCUUCAAAGGACACUGCACCAUACAGCGUCCUUUGUACGGAGCAGCAUUAGCAGUUUUUUUUGUUUUUUUUAAUGCAUAGCAACAGUAACUACAAGCAAUAAUACUUUAACUGCGUGGCCUUAAUCUACUUUAUGAUUGUAAAAUUGUGCAUAAAAAUGUCAAUAAUCAAUAUUUAAGCAUUAUGAAAUGUGAAGUUGUUUGGCAAUGCUUUGAAAUGUAGCAUUUGUAUUUGCAUUUAGUCCAGUUUGUUUCUGUGCUUAACGGACUUUUAGCACAGGGGUUCGUGGUUUUAGUGUCCUUUUGUCUUCUUUUAAAUGUUAAUAAUACUGACUCUAAAUGUAUUCCUGUAUAUAUAUAUAUAGACUUUACACACAUUCAACCAGUAACCUCAUCAUGUCGUCCACAUUCCCUCUGGUCUCCAAACUCACUAAAUCACAAGCAGUCAGUAAAUGUGAGGUUGAUGUGUGGGUGUUGUUUCUGCUGAUGUAGCUUGUAUUGUAAAAAACAUGCAUACAAAAAAUCAAUAUUAAACUUGACUGUUAUUGAUUGUUUUUCCCCACUGAAUACUGUGAUUCCAUAAAACCCAUAUAAAAAUGUAGUUAUCUGAAGAGGUUUAUUAUUAUGUUUGUGAACCCUGAACUGUUUGUAUCAUACAACCUGUCAAUCAUACUAGACAACGUUGAUUUGGGGGGUCAAAAGGUCACAUGAUGUAGAAACUAUUGGAUUUUAUGGCGUUUUUGUCCUCCAUGUAAAGCAUUGAAAGUAUU
Molecule: messenger RNA, 4014 nt
Organism: Anoplopoma fimbria (sablefish)
Lineage: Eukaryota; Metazoa; Chordata; Actinopteri; Perciformes; Anoplopomatidae
Gene: osbpl1a
Product: oxysterol binding protein-like 1A
Exons: 29
Coding region: 316-3237 (973 amino acids)
Cellular component (GO): cytosol; intracellular membrane-bounded organelle; membrane
Molecular function (GO): cholesterol binding; protein binding
Source: RefSeq, a predicted model, not a curated record